Molecule: messenger RNA, 3030 nt
Organism: Vicia faba (fava bean)
Lineage: Eukaryota; Viridiplantae; Streptophyta; Magnoliopsida; Fabales; Fabaceae
Source: the annotation of a GenBank genome assembly
AUGGAAGGAGAUACAUAUGUUGUUCAGAGUGAAGAUCACGAAGAACUGAAACAGGCAAAAAAUCGAAGUAUUUCUCAUGAUGGCCCCAAGUAUGAGAAUGAACAAGAUGGUGUGUCUUCAGACACAUCAAGUUCUCAAGAUGUUGAAAAUCAGGAAGGAGAUAGUUUUGUUGUUCAGAAUGAAGAUCACGAAGAAUCAAGACAGGUGAAAAGUCAAAAUAUUUCUCUUAAUGACCCCAAGUAUGAGAAUGAGCAAGAUGACAUAUCUUCAGACACGUCAAAUUCUCGAGAUGUUGAAAAUUUGGAAGUAGAUAAUGUUGUUAAGAAUGAAGAUCACGAAGAAUCAAAAGAGGUGAUAAGUCAAAAUAUUUCUCACGAGGGCCCCAAGUAUGAGAAUGAGCAAGAUGAUGAUAUAUCAUCAGAUACGUCAAGUUCUAAAGAUUUUGAAAAUUUGAAAGGAGAUACUUGUGUCGUUAAUAAUGAAGAUCACGAAAAAUCAAAAGAGGUGAUAAGUCAAAAUGUUUCUCAUGAGGGCCCUAAGCAUGAGAAUGAGCAAGAUGAUGAUAUAUCAUCAGACACGUCAAGUUCUAAAGAUGUUGAAAACUUGAAAGGAGAUACUUAUGUCGUUAAUAAUGAAGAUCACGAAGAAUCAAAACAGGCGAAAAGUCAAAAUAUUUCUAAUGAUAGACCCAAUAAUGAGAAUGAACAAGAUGAUGUAUCAUCAAAUACGCCUUGUUCUCAAGAUGCUGAAAAUCUAGAAAGAGAUACUUAUGUUGUUCUGAAUGAAGAUCACGAAGAAUCAAAACAGGCGAAAAGUCAAAAUAUUUCUAAUGAUAGUCCCAAUAAUGAGAAUGAACAAGAUGAUGUAUCAUCAAAUACGCCAUGUUCUCAAGAUGUUGAAAAUCUAGAAAGAGAUACUUAUGUUGUUCUGAAUGAAGAUCACGAAGAAUUAAAACAGGUGAAAAGUCAAAAUAUUUCUCAUGUUGGCCCCAAGCAUGAGAAUGAACAAGAUGGUGUAUGUUCUCAAGAUGUUGAAAAGCUUCAAGGCGAUGCAUUUACCUUUCAAAAAGAAGACUCCAACAAAGAUUUAAAAGAGGAAAAAAUUGAAAAUAUGGGUAAUGAUGCUCCAGGGUUUGAGGAAAAGCUAGAUGAUAUAUUGGAUAGUAUAUACGGGACAAUAGAUGUCGAUUAUAAUACUCCCAAGAGGGUGAAAGACAAUGUGAUUGAAGGACCAAACUUGGCUCAUAGGGUAGAUGGAAGUAGAACUAUGGACUCACAUUCACCAAAAAUAAAUCAAAAGAUAGAUAACACUUCAACUGAGGUCAAUACUAUGAAUCAUAAAGUUGAUGCAGAUCUAGGGACUCCUCACGUGGUUGAGAAGGCUGUAGCGCUUAAAAACUUUGUGAGGGAGAAAAGUUUAGUAGCGGUCUCCACUCUACUGCGUCGACUUUCUAGAAAAACUGAUGACGGUUAUGUGAAUAAUUCUGAUAAUAAAGUUAAAGAUGUUUCAGAUAUAUCAAGAGACAGUGAAUCCAAAGAGGCUCCUGAGAAGACAUCAGAGAAAAUGAAUUGGAGGGACGGACCAAUAACUGAAGGCCCUCUGCAACCCAUAGCCAUGAAAGGAACAGUUAUACUGUACACAAGACUAGCCUGCCGAGAAUGUAAAGAGGUUAGAAAAAUUUUGUAUGCGAAAAGGCUUAGAUAUGUUGAAAUCAACAUUGACGUGUACCCUAGUAGAAAGAUAGAGCUGGAGAAGUUUUCUGGAUCUACUUCUGUUCCCAAGGUUUUUUUCAAUGAAGUAUGCAUAGGAAGCUUGAGUGAGCUAAAGACCUUAAAUGAGUCUGGCAAGCUUGAUGAGAAGAUUGACUUCCUUAUAGCUGAAUCACCUUUAUUUGAAGGACCACUUCCCCCACUUUCUGGAGAGGACGAUGUGUCCAGUAGUGGGGCAGUUGAUGAAAUGGCUCUGAUCGUCCGCAAAAUGAAAGUAUCUAUUGUUGUGAAGGAUCGGUUUAGCAAAUUGCGAAGGUUCACCAAUUGCUUUAUAGGCUCUGAAGCUGUAGACUUCUUAUCAGAAGAUCAAUAUUUGGAAAGGAAAGAGGCUAUUGAAUUUGGACGAAAGCUCGCUAGCAAGCUCUUCUUUCAGCACGUUCUUGAUGAUAAUCUAUUUGAGGAUGGUAAUUACUUAUAUCGGUUUUUGGAUGACGAUCCAAUUGUGGCAUCUCAAUGUCAUAAUAUUCCAAGAGGGAUAACUACCACGAAACCUAAGCCUAUCACAGAAAUUGCAUCAAGGCUGAGAUUACUGUCCUAUGCAAUGUUUGAAGCCUAUGCCUCUGAAGAUGGACGUCACGUUGAUUACAGAAGUAUGCAUGGAAGUGAGGAAUUUGCAAGGUAUCUAAGAAUUGUAGAAGAGCUACAAAGAGUAGAAAUGUCGGAUUUGUCUAGAGAAGAGACGAUUGCUUUCUUUCUUAAUCUAUAUAAUAUGAUGACCAUCCAUGCAAUCUUAGUAUGGGGCCAUCCAGAUGGAAUCCUAGAAAGAAGGAGAUUGUUUGGAGACUUCAAAUAUGUUAUUGGUGGGUCCACCUACUCACUUUCAGCUAUUCAGAAUGGCAUUUUGAGGGGGAACCAGCGACAGCCAUAUACCCUUAUGAGGCCAUUUGGUGCAAAAGAUAAACGUUUAAUGGUGGCCCUCUCUUUACCAGAGCCUCUCAUUCAUUUUGCUCUAGUAUGUGGUACUCGAUCUGGGCCUGCACUUCGAUGCUAUUCUCCUCGCGACAUUGACUCAGAGUUAAUGGACGCAGCUCAUAAUUUCCUUAGAAAUGGUGGCGUUUUGAUAGAUUUUACUGCAAAGAUUGCAUAUACCAGUAAAAUUCUUAAAUGGUUCAGCUUAGAUUUUGGCAAAAAUGAGGUAGAGGUUAUGAAGCAUGUGUCAAUCUACUUAGAUCCAUCCGAGUCUGAACUAUUGUUUGAUUUACUUGCCACUUCUGAGUUGAAGGUGAUAUAUCAGCCUUAUGACUGGGGUUUGAAUUGUUAG